Messenger RNA from Cryptosporidium ubiquitum, 651 nucleotides. RefSeq lists its product as uncharacterized. Gene Ontology annotation, biological process: Golgi organization; endoplasmic reticulum to Golgi vesicle-mediated transport; intracellular protein transport. Gene Ontology annotation, cellular component: COPII-coated ER to Golgi transport vesicle; endoplasmic reticulum-Golgi intermediate compartment; endoplasmic reticulum. The record is from RefSeq and is a predicted model, not a curated record. NCBI's taxonomy places the organism in Eukaryota, Apicomplexa, Conoidasida, Eucoccidiorida, Cryptosporidiidae. The coding region runs from base 1 to 651 and encodes 216 amino acids. The transcript has 2 exons.
AUGAAAGUUUCCCAACGGAUUAUUAUUCAAGCACUGGCAUUAUUUUUGUUUAUAAAAUACACAGGGAUACAUUCUGCACUCUACUUUUACGUUCAAGAAGGUACAGAAAAGUGUUUCAUACAAGAAGUUCCUAAGUCUGUUCCAAUUCACGUAAAAUAUGAGAAUGUGAAUAAUUUAGGUAUUGAUUGUAACAUUAUUUUCAGAAACCCAGAAAACAUUGAAGUAUUUAGUAGGCAUGUAAACGAAAAUGAGCAUAAAGGGAGUGUCGCAUAUCUUCCAGAAAUAGAUGGAGAUCAUAAGUUAUGUAUUAGAUGCGAAUCUUCAAAUUGGUUUAAAUCAGAGCAAAUGAAAUGGAAACUCUCAAUUGAUACAGGUAACUUGAGUGAGCACCUCGAUGUAGAUUCUAUAGCAAGCAAAGAUGAGGCAAAUUAUAUAGAAGAGUUUAUCAAAUCUCUGACUAACAAGGUAAAUAAUCAAGUAUCUGAGGGGGAAUAUGAGUUUGAAAAACAAGAAAAGUUUUUACAUCAAGCACUGAGUGUAAACAAAAGAAUUGUGAUAUAUUCUAUCAUCCAACUAUUAUUAGUAUCAGCUAUUUCAUAUUUUUCAAUUAUUCAUAUGAAGAAUUUCCUUAGAAAACAGAAGAUUAUUUAG